AUGGAGAAACCGAGCCCGCAAGAGGCAAAAAGCAGUGGCAAGUCCAGCCGGGAGGCCAGACCCGAGUUCUCCCCAAUGGGCUCUGGCCGCGGCACGUGGGCUCGACUCCCACAGCAGCCCGAGCCCCCGAAAUUCUACAGCCGGAGCUACUUGAAGCGGUACAAUCACAGCGCUAAGGUUAGGAGCUCGCGGGUGCCCGGCAAAAAGUGCCCCGACGAGCAGGCCAACGACCCACCGGCUGUCGGUCAGAAGUACGGUUCGCAGGCCAAUAAUCCGGUCGAGUUACCAAUUCCGUCGGAAGCCCCGGUAACGAGCGUCUCCUGUGCCCCAUUGGCGAGCCAAGCGGUCGGGGCAGCGGUGGACAUCAGCAAAAAAGAGAGCCCUUGCGGUCGCGGUGGCACAGGAGCUCCGAGGCAGUCGAGGGAGCAGGACUACCGCUACAGUCUCGCGAGCGCCAUGUCCUCGAUAAAAACGAGCUACUUCAAGACCGAUGCUGCCCCAUACUUCGACGAGUCGCAGUUCAACGAGGCACGGCUGCUCGUGGCCGCCGAGGACGAGCAGUUCUGCGAGAGUUUCCGGAAAAUCAAGACCAUAGUCGACGAAGCCGUUAAGAAGCACCGGGUAUUCCUGAUACGGGGCGAACUGCCGAGGCUGAAGGAGGUCCUCGAGGAGCGCGGCUGGGUCCAGAAGUACGAGCCGAGCAGGACGAGAUCGCUACCCUACGACAGUACAACGACCCUGGAGUCUAGGUCACUGGGUGACCUGCGCCUGCCGGACGGCUCACCGAACGAGCGCGCGUUGGUCUUUGGGUUACUUCGCCACGUGCAGCCCGACUUUAUCUGGGACUGCCGCAACGAUUUCAUCGAGUGGGAUCGGAACAUUGCCGGCAACGUGCUGCUCAACAGAUUCCAGAAGCCUGGCCUCUAUACCUCCAAGCUAGGCAUGGCCCAUAUACUGCAAGAGGCGCACUGGCUCCACGAGACGGACGUCGCGGACGUGCUCUUCCCCCGCAGCUACAACCCGAGCCGCGAGCUCGCGGCCCUCAGUCGAGACUUCCGGCGUUGCGCGGCCGUUGCUCUGCUCAGGUGGUUCGUCGAGCGCGUGAGGAACGACAUCGAGGAGGAGGCGAGCGAGGAGUCGCCGAUCAGCCUGGACCGAGUCGAGUUCGCUGUAAAGUGUUGCGAGGAGCAGAUAGCCGAGCUAGAACACGAGGACAUUGACGAGAACGGCCCGACGAGGGAGGAGGAGGAUGGGGCAGAGGAGGAGGAGGAGAAGUGGCGAUUAUUUGUCGAAGAUUGUGAACGAUUGCUGUACAAGCCCGACGGAUUGGCGAAUUUGCCCAGGGCAGAGCAGCUGGAGCGUCUCGAGGUCUGUUACCAAGCAGCCCAGUCAGCGCUGGAAAAGCUGAAAAAGCUCGACCCGCAGUUCGAUUUAAAUGGCGAGCGCAACAUUUGGAUCGUGAAGCCGAGCAACCUCUGCUGCGGCUCCGGUAUUUUCAUGACCCACGAGCUGAAAACAAUUUUGCGGAAAGUGGAGAGCAAACCUCGCGACUACUACGUCGUCCAGAAGUAUAUUGAGCGCCCCUUUUUGGUCUACGGUACGAAGUUUGAUAUUCGACAAUGGUUUCUCGUUACCUCGACCUUUCCAAUGACCAUAUGGAUGUACAAAGAGGCUCUGCUGCGCUUUAGCUCAAAGCCGUACAGUUACACGAGCUACCACGAGGCCGUCCAUCUGUGCAACACCGCCGUGCAGGAGCGGUACGAUUACGAGCGCAGGAGACGGCGACACCGCUCCGGUGGCAGCGUCGAGGACGAGCCGACGGUGCGCGAUCUCGGCUGGGACUGCAACAAGCUCGACGAAUAUUUGAAAACGGCGUGCGAUAACGAGGAGGGUGGCUCGCCCUACUGGGACAAGAUUUACCCGAAGAUGUCGCAGGCCAUAGUGCUGACGAUGCUGGCGGCCCAGGACUUUAUGGACAGGCGGCGGUGCAGCUUCGAGCUGUACGGGGCCGAUUUCAUGGUAAUGGAGGACCUCAGCGUAUGGCUUAUCGAGAUAAAUACGAAUCCGAGGAUGCACCCGCCCAGCUCGAGGAUCACCCAGCGCUUGUACGCUGGCGUGCUCGACGGCUUGGUCAAGGUGGUGAUGGAUUAUCCAAUAAACCCCAACGCCGAUACGGGUGGCUUUGAGCUCGCUUACCACCAGAGCAUACCGGAAAGCCAGCCGUACCUCGGACCUUGUCUCUUCGCCUUCGGUAAGUCGAUGACACUGCACGAGGCCUCCGCUGCGAUGCGAAAAAAGUGUGGAGCUUCCAACCAGUGGUCAGCCAAACCGUAUCGAGCCUGGACUGCACCUCCGACUAGUAGGGAGCCGAAGACAGCAGAUUUCGUCAGUUGCUUGAAUGUGACGUCGACCACGAAGUUUGGGAGCAGUCAAGAUGAAAGUGGACGAGAUUCGAGAUGA
Molecule: messenger RNA, 2460 nt
Organism: Copidosoma floridanum
Lineage: Eukaryota; Metazoa; Arthropoda; Insecta; Hymenoptera; Encyrtidae
Product: tubulin monoglycylase TTLL3
Biological process (GO): cilium movement; protein polyglycylation; cilium assembly
Cellular component (GO): microtubule cytoskeleton; axoneme
Molecular function (GO): protein-glycine ligase activity, initiating
Source: RefSeq, a predicted model, not a curated record